AUUAUUAUUACUCACUAUUGAAAGCAUCUCUUGCUCCACAAUGUUUCCCUUUUCUUUUUCCUAUUAGCCCAUUUCUUUCACUAUGCCCUCUACUCUUUUCUGUUGCUAGUACGACUCGGUUUCUUUGAUACACUUCAUACUCAUGGCCGAGUCAACUCGUAAAAAGCCGAGUUCCCAAACAAGAAAACUUUCUUGGUGCUGUUCCUUAACUGGGUAUCCUCCAAGCCCUGAGAACCCAGUAAUACUACCUAAAACUAUUCACAAAAAAGCUGACUCGCUAUCUAAACUCAGUUUCAACUCGGUACCCAACUCACCUCUUAGCGCCAAAUCCGGGCUACAUUUUGUCGGUAGGAUAGACCCACGUAGAAUUCUCUCUCCUGGUCGGGUUUCUCCUAUAGACUCGGACCCUACUGCCUACCCAUUUCAAGAAAUCAUCACUGAGCCGUUACAUACAGACCGAGUUGAAUCUGCUCCGAAAUCAAGAUCCGAGUCUUUCCGGGGCAAAAAUGACGGGUCUUUAUCGUAUUCGGGUUCCGGGGCGGAGGCCUGUGGGGGUGUGUUUGAUGUUAGGCUGAAUUUAAAGGGGAAAAAUGGAGGAGCUUUAGUGCUGGAAACGAGUUCGGAGGUUCUAAUUGCUAAUUCAGAGGUUUUUGGUGGGUUGAUUUCGGAAUAUCGAAAAAGUUUGGGGUCGAAAAGUAAAAGUAGUGGUAGUAAUGAUAGUGAUGAUUCAUUGAAGAUGUGUAGAAUAGAAGUGGGAGAUGUGGAGAAUUUAGGAGUUUUUAAGCAAACUGUUGAGUUAAUGUUUGAGGAAGAUAUUACUAAAAGGCUUGUAAAGGUUGGGGUUUAUAGAGCCAUUGAUAUACUUGAGGUAUCAGUUGGCAUCAAAUUUACAAGAGGUGUUUUGUCUUGUCUGAAGUACCUCGAGGUUGUUCCUUGGACUGAGGAAGAAGAGGAAAAACUACGAAGCCUGUUUUCAGUGGGUAACUUUGAGAAGACAGCAUCUCAAGACAUUUUGGCCAGGCUGUACUUGUCUGACUCAGUAGAUUCCCAACAAAACUUAGCUAGACAGCUUGUAUGGUCCAUUACCACCUGUACAGAUGCAAAUGCUCGAAAUGAACUGAAAUCGUUAGUGAAGGGUCUUUUAUGCAAAAGCUCUGUUUAUGAGAAGGACCAACCUGAUUUAAGCAAGGAGGAUCUCUACGUUGUUUGUCAGUCCUGUUUAGGUUCACUGCUCACCCUUAUGAAGGAGGGCUUUGGCAGUGGGAGAGCAGAAAAAAGAGAAAAUGGUAAACCUUUGAUUGAACGCAUCUCCAGACAGGUUGAUAACAUCAACUGGUUGCUUGAAAUACUUAUUGAUCGGCAGAUGGGCGAGGAAUUUGUGGAUAUGUGGGCAGAUCAAGAGGAAUUACUUAAAAUGCAUGAGACUGCAUCUCCGAUGGUCAGAUAUGAGCUUAGUCGGGUUUCUGCAACUAUAUUCAUUGCAAUGGGGACCAGAAAACUGCAUUGUCGGGCAGAGGUAAGAGCUGGGCUUCUCCAGGCGUGGUUUCGUCCAAUGCUAUCCGACUUUGGUUGGCUGCAGAGAUGCAAAAAAGGGUUGGACAUGAAGAUAUUGGAAGAAGCCAUGGGUCAGACACUCUUAACACUACCCCUCAAGUUGCAGUAUAUGUUGUUUAUGGAUUGGUUUAGUUGUUUCUCCAAGCAUGGCGCGGAAUGCCCCAAUCUGAGCAAAGCAUUUCAGAUAUGGUGGCGUCGAUCAUUCCUUGGAGGAUCAGAAACUCAUGCCAUUGAGUCCAGGUAACAGAUUGCUAAUUGUUAGGUUGAGGAAAUAAUGUAGAUUAACCAUGUAGAAUUAUUAUAGUAUCUGGUAGAGAUAUAUAUUUUGUAUGAGAUUAUAUGCAUCUCUACUGAUGAAAUAUUUGUGAGUGCAAGGCAAGUAUAGUGCUUCUUUUCAGCAAAAUCAUGAUUGAUAUCAGAGGAUGAUGUUGAUGUGAUUUUUUGUAUUUUUCUAAAUCUUUGGAAGUAUAUAGCAGAUGUAUUAUUAUAGACAUGAGCAAUUUGCCCCUUGAA
Messenger RNA from Mercurialis annua (annual mercury), 2067 nucleotides. Its product is annotated as BTB/POZ domain-containing protein At2g13690. Bases 143 to 1798 code for a protein of 551 amino acids. Lineage: Eukaryota; Viridiplantae; Streptophyta; Magnoliopsida; Malpighiales; Euphorbiaceae. The transcript has 2 exons. The record is from RefSeq and is a predicted model, not a curated record.